Molecule: messenger RNA, 5510 nt
Organism: Cuculus canorus (common cuckoo)
Lineage: Eukaryota; Metazoa; Chordata; Aves; Cuculiformes; Cuculidae
Gene: TIE1
Product: tyrosine kinase with immunoglobulin like and EGF like domains 1
Exons: 23
Coding region: 542-3916 (1124 amino acids)
Biological process (GO): multicellular organism development; protein phosphorylation; cell surface receptor protein tyrosine kinase signaling pathway
Cellular component (GO): signaling receptor complex
Molecular function (GO): transmembrane receptor protein tyrosine kinase activity; ATP binding; calcium ion binding
Source: RefSeq, a predicted model, not a curated record
UGGCCCCUUUCCUUUCCCUGCUCCAGAGAGCCCUUCCCACAGCCAUCGGCCUCAGGGCUCCAUCCAAGGGAUGGGGAUGCUGCUGCCUGCACAGGCUGAGGUGUGAGACCCUCCGCACGGCGAGUGAGGAGCGGGGUCAGGACACCUCUCGGCAUGGCUGAGGGAGCCCUCAGCACACAGCUUUAGCCCUCAAGGGGUGGCCUUCUGCCCCCUGGGAGAGCUGCCACCAGACAAGGCACCUUCUUGGCUUCUUUGCCACCAAGCCCCAAUCCUGAACAGCGGGGCGGCCACCAAGCAAGUGGAGACGGGGACAUCUUCCUGGCUGUGCCCAGGCUAUGUGCCAGAGGAGGUGACCCUGGCUGCCCCAGACACUGAGCAGCAGGGCGGAGGCGAGAUGGGGGUCACGGGCAGGGAGCAGGAGUCCUGAGCCAUCGCUCACACGGAGCCUCUAGGCAGCCACGGACUCCGGCUUGGAUCCUCGUGGCUUGGACAUGCCUGGGAUUUUCUGACCUCUGCCAGAUUCGGGACACGCUCCAAGGACAUGGGAUUCCAGGUUUAUCUUCUGCUUCUCCUCCCAUGGCUGGCAGGGGCCGUCCUGGACAUCACUCUGAUCGCCAACGUGCAGAGCCUGUCCCACUCCGACUUCUACCUCUCCUGCAUCAUGGGGGAACGGGAUGUGAGCUACCUGCAGAUCGAGAGGGAGAACAAGAUCGUGAUGACGCACCCCAAGACAGGCUUCCAAAACUACCGCAACCGCAGCAACUAUGUCCAGGCCAGAGGUUUCUCCAUGGCUGACCUGGUGGGGAUCCUCUACUGCCUGGGGCGCACCCCCACCGAGCAGGGCCAGGUGGUCUACGUGCACAACAGCCACAAUGCCCACCUUUUCCCAGUGAAGGCCACACAGUCUGUGAACAUCGCUGAGCCAGCCACCUUCUCUGCCAGGGUCCUCAAGAGAAAGGAGACAGACGUUAUGUGGAAAAGAAAUGGCACCUACUACCAGACCACAGACCGGGGCGAGGUGCGGGGCAAUCUUGUCACCCUGACGCUCCCCAACGUCAGCGUGAGCGAAAACGGUGUCUACAGUGCCACGUUCAUGGGGGACAGCCCUCUGUGGAGUGCCUUUUACCGCCUGAUUGUGAGAGCCUGUCCCGCGAAGAAAUGGGGACCAUCCUGUGAGAAGGACUGUCCCAACUGUCUGAAUGGUGGUGUCUGCCAUGACCACGUUGGUGAAUGCAUCUGCCCCCCCGGGUUCAUGGGCACCCGCUGCGAGCGAGCCUGCCGGGAAGGCCAGUUUGGCCGCAACUGCCAGGAGACAUGCCAGAGAGCCCAGGGCUGCAAGGGAUUGAGCUUCUGCCUGCCAGACCCCUACGGCUGCUCCUGCGCCUCAGGCUGGAGUGGCUCCCGCUGCAACCAAGCCUGUCCCCCCGGAUUCUAUGGCCCCGACUGCGCCCUGGCAUGCGCCUGCCGAAACGGAGGCAGCUGUAACCGCUUCAGUGGCUGUGUCUGCCCGGCGGGCUGGCACGGGCAGCACUGUGAGAAGUCAGACCGGUACCCCCAGAUCAUCCAACUGGCCUCAGAGCUAGAGUUCAACCUGGGCUCAGAACCCAUUGUCAGCUGCGUGGCCACUGGCAACCCACUUCCCGCCAGCGACAGCGUGGAGCUGCGCAAGGCUGAUGGCACCGUGCUCAAGCUCAUCAAAGCCAUCAUCGAGCCGGGACAGAUCACCUGCGAGUUUCAGGUACAGCACCUGACGAAAGCAGACACAGGGCUCUGGGAGUGCCGCGUCUCCACACCCGGGGGCCAGGACAGCCGGAAAGUCAAGGUCAAUAUCCGAGUGCCACCAGCGCCCCUGACCCCGCCCCGGCUGCUGGCCAAGCAGAGCCGCCAGCUCGUGGUGUCACCCGUGGACUGCUUCUCUGGUGACGGACCCAUCACCUCCAUCAAGCUACUCUACAAGCCCAAGGACGACAACUCAGCGUGGUCAUCCAUUGUGGUCGACAACAGCGAGAACAUCACCCUCAUGAACCUCAGGCCAGUGACCGCCUACAUUGUGAAGGUGCAGCUGAGCCGGCCAGGGGAUGGUGGGGAGGGCAGCAAAGGGCCCGAGGCUGUCAUGGUGACCGAGUGCCUUGAGCCCACAGUCAAGCCUGUGAUAGAAGGUUGGUCCAUAGAGGAGAAAAACACACUACACGUUACCUGGAAAUUGCCAAGUAACCACGAGCCAGCACAUGGGUUCAUCGUCCACCUCUUUGACUCCGCAAGGCAUCUGGUCUCUGAGAAAAACAUCACAUCCAUCUCCGUGCUGUCUGCCCGCAUCGGAGACCUGGAGUUCAAUAAGGAAUACGGGCUGGAGGUGCUGGUGUACCACUGCACCAGCCUGGGACCCCCUUCUGACCUCUACAAGGUCAUGAUCAAUAGCAAAGGGCCCUCCUCACCACGGUUGCUCUCAGCAGAGUCCGUGUCCAGCACCGCUGUCAGGCUCUCCUGGCAGGUCCCUGAGUACCCCAACGGGGGCAUCACCAAGUACAUUGUGGAGCUGCAGCAGGUGGGGGGUACCAGCGAGCCCCAGUGGAUCGACACCGACAGUGGCACUGAGACCACCAAGAUCGUCAGGGGCCUCAAUGCCAGCACCACCUACCAGUUUCGUGUCCGAGCCAACUCCCAUGUCCCAGGGGAAUGGAGCCAGCCCGUGAAAGCCAAGACCCUGGGGGACGGAGCGCUAAGCGUGCCACCCAGCCUGGGCAGCCAGAGCACCGAGCAGGCAGGAAUAGACCAGCAGCUGCUCUUGGCCAUCAUUGGCUCCGUGUCCGUCACCUGCUUCACCAUCCUCUUUGCCCUUCUGGCACUUUUCCUCAUCAAGAAGAAUUUUUUCCACCGGCGCCGCACUUUUACGUACCAGUCUGGCUCGGGGGAAGAGACCAUCCUGCAGUUCAAUUCGGGAACCCUGACCCUGACCCGACGGCCCAAACCACAGCCUGAGCCGCUCAGCUACCCCAUCCUGGAGUGGGAAGACAUCAAGUUUGAGGACAUGAUAGGGGAGGGGAACUUCGGGCAGGUCAUCAGAGCCAUGAUCAAAAAGGAUGGCCUGAAAAUGAAUGCAGCCAUAAAGAUGCUGAAAGAAUUUGCUUCAGAGAACGACCAUCGGGACUUUGCCGGGGAGCUGGAGGUGCUGUGCAAACUGGGCCAUCACCCCAACAUCAUCAACUUGCUGGGUGCUUGUGAGAACAAGGGCUACCUGUACAUCGCCAUUGAGUAUGCUCCUUAUGGAAACCUCCUUGACUUCCUCCGCAAAAGCCGAGUCUUGGAGACAGACCCAGCCUUUGCCAAGGAGCACGGCACUGCCUCCACCCUCACCUCCCAGCAGCUCCUCCAGUUUGCUUCAGAUGUAGCAAAGGGGAUGCAGUACCUGAGUGAGAAGCAGUUCAUUCACAGGGACCUGGCAGCCAGGAAUAUUCUAGUGGGAGAAAAUCUGGCCUCAAAAAUUGCUGACUUUGGCCUCUCCAGAGGCGAGGAGGUCUAUGUGAAGAAGACAAUGGGCCGCUUGCCGGUUCGCUGGAUGGCCAUCGAGUCCCUGAACUAUAGCGUGUACACCACCAAGAGCGAUGUGUGGUCAUUUGGUGUACUGCUCUGGGAGAUCGUCAGUUUGGGGGGGACACCGUACUGCGGGAUGACGUGUGCUGAGCUCUACGAGAAGCUGCCCCAGGGCUACCGCAUGGAGAAGCCACGGAACUGUGAUGAUGAAGUGUACGAGCUGAUGCGGCAGUGCUGGCGUGACCGCCCCUACGAGCGCCCGCCCUUCGCCCAGAUCUCCAUGCAGCUCAUCCGCAUGCUGGAGGCCAGGAAGGCCUACGUGAACAUGGCCCUGUUUGAGAACUUCACCUACGCAGGGAUUGAUGCCACCGCCGAGGAGGCAUGAGGCUGCGCUGGCACCACGCAGAGAGGCAAUGCUGGCUCCAGCCUGCUGGGACACUGCUGGGCGGACAAGGGACUGCCUGUCCCCAUCCACGGCCAAGCGGAUAAAUGCCAGUGCCCCUUCCUGAGAGCGCCUUCCCGGCAGCAGGACUGUGCCAUCCUCUCUCUGGCUGUUACCCAGCAUGUGCCAGCCAUGCAGGCGUGCUGCAGCCACCGACACAGCCCCACGCUGCCAGGGGGUAGGCUGGGACGGCCCCCAAGGACCAGCAGCAGAUGGGCAUUUGCAGCAGAGUGGGCAGGAGAGGGGCUCUCAGGAGCCAAGGUAGGGCCACCUGAACCCACGGACACAAAUGCCCAAGCCUUGGAGCAAGAGGGGAAGCAGCGACCCAGCAGCUGCCUGCCCUGCGGCUUUAGGCUUGCAGAACUGCCAGCGGCACUGUGAGCAUUGCUGCAGCCUUGGGACAGGGCCACCCCAGCCACUGGAAGCAACCAAGGGACAGCGUUGGCUGAGCACAGCCUCCAGCUCUGCAGUAACUCUUCGGAGGGGCCAGCUCUACCUUAUGGACAAUAAACAUCGUGCAACAGGCAGCCAGGUCCAGAGGAGUGGAGAUGGGGGCCCAGGUCUGCCCCUCUGAUGACACUGGCGAACAGAAUGCAGGGCCCCAGUGGUCUGCUGCACUGUUGGGCACUCCUUGGGAUCCUGUCCCCAUUGGGGUCCUCUGAUGAUCCCCAGGGAUGCCCCAGCACCCACAGAGAAGCCCCAGGUCUCAUCAUGCUGUGGGGAUGGGUUUUCUUAGUAUCCAUCUGGGAUCUCUCCUCCUGCAAUUUAAGACCUUGUCCUGUCCCCACGGGAGAACAGACUGUGUCCUUCCUUUGUGCCGCUGCCUCUUGCAUGCUUCAAAACUGUUCCUGCAGCUUCCUCUCCAUUGGCCGCUCUUCACAGGAGUGACCCCGUUCCUCCAGAUGGUCCCUGCAGGGCUGUGCAGCUCCACACCAUUCCCACCCUGGCCAGCUGGCACCUGCCUAGCACUGUGCUGAGCCACAUCUUGCAAAGGGACCGUCACGUUCCACCAGCCUGCUUGAACAUAUGCUGCUGGGGCGAUUCUCCCUCACAUGCCGGUUCCUCAAGGAUCGCCUGGGCUCUGCGUUGACCCUCACAUGGGCAGCUUCUGCCCCAGGCCGCAGUCUCUCAUCCUGCGCUGCUGCCAUUUGUAACAUCAACAGCGGGUGGGCUUCGUCUCUGUUGGCUUGAGCUUGCUAAGCCCUAGGUGGACCAUCCAUAGAUGGUCUAGCUGUCUUCUGCAGUCCACAGGAAGCAAGGGCUGCUCCUUCGUAGCCCAGUAUCCCAGCUGAAAGAGGGGGUAUUUGCAUUUGCCCUUCUGGACAAGAGUCCUUUUUCCCCAGAAGGUGUUUCAACCCUGUCAAUAACAUUUUGAUUUCUCAUUCUGGCCUCUAGUGCUCCUUAGUGUCCACCACAGCUGUUAGCAAGCAGCCUCUCUGCCCCAUCACUAGGUCCCCAGUGAAACGGUGAUGGGGACUGACUCUCACAAGCAGCCAGAUCUGUGCCACUGACUCUGUCCCUCCUCCACCACUGGUGG